UUACCAUGGUUGAUGCAAUUUUCAAUGGCCUCUUGGUUGGUUCAUCUGGAUAUGCUCUUAGUUUGGUUGCUCCCGCAAAACAUCCCUUCCUUUUCACCGCCUGUGCAGUGGGAUUGUAUCAUGGCGUUUUCGGUCUAUAUGCCAACAUCAUCGAAGGGCGUAGUAACAGUCAAAAAUCUUUAGAUCCACCAUCGGCCGAAGACAGUUUCAUGCGUAAAGCUCAACAUAUAACACAAUGCUGUGUGGAUAUAAUGACGGUGCCGCUGAUAAAUAUCGAUCUCUAUAUGUUAUCUGAACAGUCCUCUUCCCUGGCAUUGGGACAUGCAUUAUUUGUGGUGCCCUUGGUUUUCGAUUUAACUUUCAAGAUAUUCGAUAAUGAAGAUGGCGAAGAUAGUGCCACGGAGACGCUUAAAGAACUAUCGAUUUUGGGCAAUGUGGUCUCAUUGGUAUUUUUAUCGGUCAAUGAAAAUAAUCUCAUCUAUGGAUUAAUGGCAAUGUCUGCUCUACUGGCACAAUUUGGUUCUAACGUUAUGGAGAAUAUGCUACGCGGAUCGGGCGCAAAUAUUGCAUUGAUGGGUUAUUCAUUGUUGUUAUCAUUAAUUCCUGAAGCAAUUGCAAAAUCGUGA
This is a messenger RNA of Musca vetustissima, 626 nucleotides long. RefSeq lists its product as uncharacterized. The record is from RefSeq and is a predicted model, not a curated record. Lineage: Eukaryota; Metazoa; Arthropoda; Insecta; Diptera; Muscidae. The transcript has a single exon. Bases 6 to 626 code for a protein of 206 amino acids.